This is a messenger RNA of Gaeumannomyces tritici R3-111a-1, 3390 nucleotides long. RefSeq lists its product as hypothetical. The coding region runs from base 472 to 3222 and encodes 916 amino acids. NCBI's taxonomy places the organism in Eukaryota, Fungi, Ascomycota, Sordariomycetes, Magnaporthales, Magnaporthaceae. The record is from RefSeq and is a predicted model, not a curated record. The transcript is spliced from 2 exons.
CAGCGGUUCCGGCGCCAUCGUGGUCUGCUCUGCCUGGCCCUUGAGAACUGGUCAUCGAUCUGGGAGCCAGAUCCACCCAGGGGCACCCAGCAAUAUAAACAUAUCCAUAUUUGAUCCCCACCGAGUUUCGCUCGGCAGGCGCUGCCCUACAACACUCAUCCACAACCUCGAAUCUGGGUCGCGUCGUGCCCACUGCAGCACCCCCCUGUUAUCCCGGUUUGAUCGUUGUUUCGCUGGAUCUUUUCGCUUCGCCCUAGAAAAGUGGACUCGAUAUACGAAUAAGUAGCCUCGGCUGCCCAUCCGCGUCGUCUUCGCGGGUGCUACUGGCCCUUUGUUGUCGUCGUCGUCGGAAGGGGUUUCUGGAAUUCCUCGAACCUCGAACAAGCGCCUGGUUGCGCAAGGGACCGACCGACCAAACAACAUCAACCAAGAGGGCGCUCGUUGCCAAGACCAACCGCCCGCCUGCCCGCCAUGUCCUCCUACUACAACAACGGCCGCGACGACUCGCGCAGGUUGACCAGCUCGGCCCAGCGCCCGCUGCACCACCAAGUCUCCAACAUAUCCGAAGUCAGCGACUUUGGGAGGAAUCAGGACGAGGCCGGCCCCGGUGCUGGCGCCAUCAAGGGGCGUCCUUCGCUGGUAUCUCUACCCUCCAUGGCCUCCCUUCAGAACCCUAGCAGUCCCUCGAGCUAUCAACCCGGUCCGGCAACACAACAAUACGCAACGGCUGCUGCACCGACAUAUGCCCAGCAACAGGCUUACGUGAGCCCGACAACUCACUCGUAUGCUGGAUGGGCUGCAUCGUCGCCUUUUGGGCUGACCGCCCCCGGCGGCGUGUACUCGCCAGUCGGCGAGACCCACCACCGGCACGCCUCGGCGGCAGAUGAGCCCUCGGGCAACCCCGCAAAGGAUCGGCGCAAGUCGCGGAGGCUCCAGGACACUAUUCCAGAAGAGGGGGAGAUGGGGGACAUGUCGUCGGCGAAGCGUUCUUCCCAACCGUGGGGCAACCCCUCCACGCCCUACUUCUCGGUCCCAAACCAGGAGCCGGAGCCGGUGUACGACCUCAGCACGGUCGGUGGUGAUCUACCUUGGGGCGGCACUAUGGACGCCGACACGGCCGCCCUGUUCCAGAAGCAGGAAGCGAGUGGCCACCUAACCGGAGGACUCGGUGAGGGCUUCCGGUCCAACACAACCAUCCGCCAGGCGGAUCUGGUGGCGGCAGCUCCCAAUUCGCCCUUGGCAAGUCCGAACCAGGCAAAGCGCAAGUCGAUGCUGGGCCGCAAGGCCACCAUCAAGGCCAUGCUCGGGCGCAAAGCCACCGUCAAGGACCUUGGUCAGAUCGAGGCCAACCGACGGGGUGAGAUUAUCGAGGUCGUCAUGGACGCGGAGAUCCCGCUGCCGCCGCAGCGCAUCACACCCGCCGAUACUUUCGACCUGAGCGAGAUGGGAGGACCCCUCGGCGACAAGGGUGACUUUAGCAUGCGCACGUCGACGUUCCCCGUGCGCCAGCAGACCACACAGGUCUUCUACCCGCAGCCGAACUGGAAGCCCUUUGUCAUGAGGCCGCUGUUUCUGGGGCUCCUCAUCACCCUGUCGGUUGCGCUCGGUAUCGGCCAGGAGGUCCUGUACCGCGCGUCGACCGCCCAGCCGCUUCUCAAGUUCCGAACCCCCGAAGAGAUUCCCCGCGGUCUCUACUUCGCCUUCAAGUUCCUGCCGACCAUGAUCUCGGUCACGUACGGCGUUUUGUGGUCCAUGGCCGACUUUGAGAUCCGUCGUCUUGAGGCCUUCUACCAGCUGUCCAAGGAGGAUGGCGCGUCGGCUGGCCACUCCAUCAACGUCGACUACAUCACCUCCUUCAGCUUCAUGAGGCCUGUGCGCGCCCUGCGCUGCGAGCACUACGCCGUGUUCAUCUCUUCGACUGCUUCGCUGUUGGCCAUCUCGCUGGUGCCGACGCUCGUGUCGGCCUCCAUCAUUCUGUCUCCUGAUCGGCACUCCAGGAUGCUGGACCCCAUGGGCGAGAAGACCAUCAGCAUCAACGGUGUCUGGUCGCGUAUCUUGACGACCAUGCUAUUCGUCAUCGCUGGCUUGGGUUGCGCGCUGCUCUAUCAGCUGCAAACGAGGAGGUCUGGUCUGCUCUCCGACGUCAAGGGGAUUGCUGGUCUGGCGUCCAUGGCCGUUGUCAGCCACAUUCUGAUGGACUUCAAGGACAUGGAUCUUGCUACGCACCAUGACAUCCACCAGAAGCUCAAGAAGCGCCGCUACGUCCUUCGCAACUCGUCGCUCGCGCCGGACGACAACAACAAGACAACUAGCAAGCAGGAGACGAAGUUAGAGGACCUGGACAAGGAAGACGGCAUUACAGAGAACCCGCACCCGCUCAUGCUUCGGUCCGUGGGUGUGGGGUCCCUGGUGGUCGGCAUUGUUCUCUUCAUCAUCCUCGUCCAGGUGGUUCUCUUCACCGAGGCGACGGUGCUGACGGAUCAGGCGCCCUGGGUCAUCACUGCGCUCUCGGUUGCCAUCAAGAUGAGCUGGUCCGGACUGGACACGGACAUGCGCAUGAUGGAGCCGUACUACAUCCUCUGGCGGCGGCACGCCGAGGCCAAGACACUCACGCUCGACUACACAGCCAUGCCCUUUGGCUGGGUCGCCAUACAGGGCGCGCUGAACCGACACUUCCUCAUUUUCUUCGUCGGCCUCGGGACCGUCAUGUCGGAGGUGCUGACCGUGUUAGCGACCUCGCUCGCCACCGUGUCCGGCCGCGACUUCCUGGACAUCGUCAAGAAGUCCAGCUCGGGGCAGUCGGACCCCAACGCGGACUGGACCAGGAUAAGCUCGGGCCAGGAGACGGUGCUGUCCUUCUGGGCCACGCACAGCAUCACGACCUUCAUCCUGGUGUACAUGGCGGCCGUGGCGACGGCGGUGCUGGUGCUGCGCCGCCGCCCGUUCCUGCCGCGGCAGCCCAACACCAUCGCGAGCGUCCUGGCCUUUAUCCACCAGAGCAAGAUGAUCUACGACUUUGUGGGCACGUCCAAGCUCAAGACAUCGGCCAUGGCCAAGCGGCUCGAGCAGGGCGGCAAGACGUACGGCGUGGGCUGGUUCCAGGGCCGCGACGGUAACACGCACUGCGGCGUGGACCAGGAGGAGCUCUCGAGCGGAUACAAGUUCGGCUAUGACUACUCCAAGGCCAAGGAGCCGUGGAUCGCGUCGCAGGAGUGGAUGUAGCGUGGUUCGGAUUCGGACAUUAAUGAGGCGCUAUCUGGGCCGCUCGGGUGGACAAGGAUAUGCGGGAUAGGUUCUGCUGAGUAUGGGGGGCUUGGUUUCCCCGUAAUCGGUAAUCACGAUAAUAGGUCUGGCAAUACAUAAGACAAUAAUAUACUCUCUUGGUUAGCA